AUGUCAUACAUUCAGAAAACAUGUUCACGGGAAAGCAGCAAUGAAUUCUGUCGUGAUAUGGAGAUACAGGACGACGGAAUCCAUACGAAGGAUGAGAAUUGCGGUCUUUUACAUGAGGAUGAUCCUCACCUUUCCCUAGCAAAGGAAAGCACCCCGCAUCCAACAUUACGACCACUUCUCAUUCAUGGUCUGCUCGUCACAUUUUACACACUUUUAUUCUUAUUCUUCUUUUGGUUCUCGCAUCACAAACCUGUCGAGCGAUUGUGCAGGUCAAACCCUGUAUCUGUUGUUGCAUUGGACGAUCUGAAUAUCAGUUACGUUCCCCAGAUCUUCAAUAGACUCGCCGGCAAAGGCAAUCACACGACAAGCUUGGCCGGACCACCCACUCCAGAGCGCGAUGCAGCAUGGAGAGAAUUCUCUCUCCCAAUGAAUAUAAGGGUCCAGAAAGACGAGCUGGACAGGAGCAAUAUGGAAAGCGUUGCUUUGCCGAACGGAGGUUUCAUGGGUCGCCUGGGGUUUUAUCAUGAUAUUCACUGUUUGGCAUUAUUGCGUCAAUGGAAUUACAGAGAGCAUUAUUACGGUGAUAUAGACAACUCUCAGAAACGGUUUCUUGAGGAGCAUGCGGAUCAUUGCAUUGAGAUGUUGAGAUUGAGUACCAUGUGCCAUGGCGAUGCCAGUCUGCAGACUUUUAAGUGGCCAAAAGACUUGGAUGGUAAAGAUAUGGAGGAAAUUGUACCAGAGUUCGAUGCUCGAAGCCCUAGUGUUCAUGCAUGUGUAGACUGGGAGUCGUUGACUGACAGUUUACGAGGGAGAGAAGUUAGCCGCGAUGAGAUAAAGCUGCUCCGAUGGCCGGGGAACUCAUAG
Messenger RNA from Penicillium malachiteum, 864 nucleotides. RefSeq names its product oxidase ustYa family protein. The record is from RefSeq and is a predicted model, not a curated record. The transcript has a single exon. Gene Ontology annotation, biological process: mycotoxin biosynthetic process. Bases 1 to 864 code for a protein of 287 amino acids. Lineage: Eukaryota; Fungi; Ascomycota; Eurotiomycetes; Eurotiales; Aspergillaceae.